Vicia villosa (hairy vetch) is the source of this 2104-nucleotide messenger RNA. RefSeq names its product glycine-rich cell wall structural protein 2-like. Bases 1552 to 1884 code for a protein of 110 amino acids. NCBI's taxonomy places the organism in Eukaryota, Viridiplantae, Streptophyta, Magnoliopsida, Fabales, Fabaceae. The transcript has 2 exons. The record is from RefSeq and is a predicted model, not a curated record.
UAUUGACUCUUCUUCUUCACAUACUGACUCGAGCGUUGAAGUGCUAACCUUUCAGUUCAGCCUUUCCUCCUCUGCAUCUGAGAUUCAGGUCCACUGUCAUUCAUCUCAACCACCGAUUCAACGAUCAAUUUUGGUUCCAUAACGGGACAAAUUAAAAAAAAAAAGUCAUAUAAUACUUUUAAAAGAGAAGUUAUAUUCAAUGAUUAUUUUUUUAUUUCCAAAUGAUGCUUACAUUUAGUAACCAAGAUAAUAUAUUAAAGGUUUGUGUAAUUGGGGUAAAUGGAUGAGGAGAGGGAAGAGAAAAUAUUUAAUAGUAUACGUGUAUGGUUCAAUUUUUAGAAGAGAGAAAGAAGGUGGAUGAAGGGGAGCAAAACCUCUUCUAAACUACUUUUCGCUUCCUUUGAUUUUGAGAAAUUUGGAGAAGAUUAAAUGUAGGGUUUAAUAUACUUCACCCCCCUGUCAAUAUAGCGAGUUUCGGUUUGGCCCCCUUGAAUGUUUUUUUUUUACGAAACGCCCCUUAUAAAACCCAAAACCUGGAUUUACCAAACCCUUUUACCACAUUUGCUGACUGGGCUUUGACUUAGGAUGAUGUGGCAAAAGAGUUGUAUAAAUAAUUAAUUAAAUUAUAUUUAACCACUAAUACAAAAUAGUUUCCACCACCACCACCACCACCACCACCACCACCUUCACCAUAACCAACACCACCUCCUAUUGAAUGAUUGUUAGGAACUCAAGCUGAGCUCAAAUGUCUAUGCUGCACUGCCUUGUGUGAAGAUGGAAGUUUACACUCAUAAUUGACUUAUUCAAUUUACAUGUUCUUGCAGAUGUGUGAAAUGUGAUGGUAAAGGGAAGCUUCCUUGUGCAACUUGUGGAUCUCGUGGAUUACUUAAAUGUGAAACGUGUUAUGGAAGUGGUUCUCUUUUAGCACGCAGUGUAGCCAUUAUUAAGUGGUAUUACAGGAAGGUCUGCGUCUAAUACUAAUUGAGAACAUGUGUGCUUUUACAGGAAGGUCUGCGUCUGGUUUGGAAGAAGUCAUCAUGGGUUGCACUUCAACAUCUUCUGAUACUAUCAAAGAGUUUAUCAACUUCUUUAGUGAGUGUCAGAACAAGAACAAGUUUUGGAAAGACAGUGACAAAGAACAAAGAGAAAAAGAAAGAGAAAAAUUAAAGAAGAAAAAGAAAAGAAAAGAAAGCUGCUCUCCCUCGUGACAACACAGUCAUGGAGAAUGACCUAAGACUCAAAGUUAAUAUAUAUGAUUAUUAUUAUAGUAUCAUAUUAUUUUAUUUUUAUUUUAUGAUGUUUAUUGUAUAAGUUUUGUUUGUAUAAGUUUUUUGUCUACAGAUAUUUGUAUAAGUUCUUAUUUUUUUUCUCACAUAAAAAAUAUAUAUACCUUGGAACUGGUGAAUAAUUUGGAUUCUGUUCUUAUGUUGGUCGUGUCUUUCAAGUUGUGGUGUCUUUCAAGUUGACUAUGUGUCAAUGUUAAAGGAAAUAGUUGGUCACUUUGGAUUGAUUGUGGCAGGGGGGAAUCGAUGGAGGAUUGUGCAGCACUGAAUGGGAGGAAGAGGAGAAAUAUAUUGGCCUUCGCAUUUUGAAGAUGGUGUUGGUUAUGGUGAAGGUGGUGGUCGUGGUGGUGUUGGUUAUGGUGAAGGUGGUGGUCAUUUUGAAGAUGGUGUUGGUUAUGGUGAAGGUGGUGGUGGUGGUGGUGUUGGUUAUGGUGAAGGUGGUGGUCAUUUUGAAGAUGGUGUUGGUUAUGGUGAAGGUGGUGGUGGUGGUGGUGUUGGUUAUGGUGAAGGUGGUGGUGGUGGUGGUGGAAACUAUUUUGUAUUAGUGGUUAAAUAUAAUUUAAUUAAUUAUUUAUACAACUCUUUUGCCACAUCAUCCUAAGUCAAAGCCCAGUCAGCAAAUGUGGUAAAAGGGUUUGGUAAAUCCAGGUUUUGGGUUUUAUAAGGGGUUUCGUAAAAAAAAACAUUCAAGGGGGCCAAACCGAAACUCGCUAUAUUGACAGGGGGUGAAGUAUAUUAAACCCUUAAAUGUAUUUCAUAUUAAAGUGGGAUGUCACAUAUUCAAACUCGCACCCCUACAUGUGAUGUUCAUGUGCAGCUAU